Molecule: messenger RNA, 495 nt
Organism: Cooperia oncophora
Lineage: Eukaryota; Metazoa; Nematoda; Chromadorea; Rhabditida; Trichostrongylidae
Source: the annotation of a GenBank genome assembly
AUGUUUCGAUGUGAUGAAACAGGAAUAAGGGGGCUUGCAGACACGAUCAGAAAGAACUCAAUUUCUUUGAAAGAGAUAGAAGCUACUGGUGUGGAGUCAGUGAAGAAAGCUGUCCUCGCGGGCUUAGCCGAUGAACUCCAAGGAACGGAGGCUGACCAUGAAAUCGAAGACGCCAUAGAACAGUGUCAGAAAAAUCUCAGGAAGAACGAUCUCUACGGGCAACUACGGAAUUGUUUUCCACUGAAUCUCCGUAAUCCGCAUAAGUUCAAGAGGAAGGGGUCGGCGAGCAAACAGCAAUUGAGACAGUUCUUGGAAGAAUUGGUGAACGUUUUUCCAAGAGGUUUUAUCGGAGAGAAGAACUCCAAAAUGCUGCUGGAUAGCGUACUCAAUGAAGUUACUGCUUGGAAGUCGACGACGGCGCUGAAGAUUUUUACUAAAGGUCUACGUGUACUCGAAUGUAAGGAGAAGCAUUUUCCACUAGGCAGUUUUAUCUGA